UUCUAACACCCAGAACACAGUGAGCACCGCAAGCGGGCUUGCAAAUGAUUUAAAGGGAUACUCCCCUGCUCCUCUCCAAGGGGGCCUGUGCCCAGACACGCCCCUACGCAGACAUCACAGGGUGCACCUGAUGUCACAAUCUACCAAGCUCCGGUCUCAUGGCAACCACUAUGUUCUAGCAGCCCUAGUGUGGCCAAGUGGGCUGGGGCUUACAGCUCAUCACUCGCUUGCCCUGUACCCUCGCCCCCAGCUGACCACAGCCCAGAAUCCAGCACGGUGAGUCAGACAAGGUGGGUCCCUGGUGGGAGAAGGUCCUCAAGGAGAACAGCCACCAAGCGAGGCAGCCAGGCCAAGACGGGCCAAGGCUGCAAGGCCAGAGCUAAGAAUCCGUGCGUCCCCAAACGCAACCAUUAGGUGCAGCUUUUCCUUGGGUCCUCUCCGGCAGCCAAGCCUCUUGUACCCCGAGCUGCCAAGAGCUGGACACGCAACUCCAGCCAGAGGCUGGGCUCGGUGAGCAGGGCCCACGCACAGCGAGCUGGUCCUGGGGCAGCAGGACAACGGGGUUUUAGCCGCCUGGCGAGUCCUACGUCUCAACGCGGAACUCCCAGACGAUAUAGACAUUUAGCUGGUCUGAAGGGGCAGACCCUAAACUGGGACAGGAGACAAGGAGCAGCAGCUCCCUUAGGCAAGCAAAAUGGAUGACACACAAAACCCUUCUGAGGUUCUUCCCCUGGAUUCAGCCGCCCCAGCUUCAGGGAACCCUGAGCCAGCAGCCCCAGGUUCUGCUGACGUAGGCUCAGCUAACCCAGCGGCAGAGACCCGUGAGAAUCUCGAGCAGCCUGAGGCGUCUGGUUCCAGCCUCCCCAAGAAGACCAAGCCAUCAGGCAGCCGGAUCUCCAAACUAUCCAGCUUGCCUGGCGUCAGCCACGCCAAGCUGUCCAAACCACUGAGUCGAGGACUCUCCAAGCGCAUCCUGGAGGCUGUGGCCACCUCGAAGAAGCACACUGGCCUUUCCCUGCAGGCUCUCAAGAAGAUCAUCGUGGCCACGGGCUACAACAUGGCCAAGAAGAAGACCCAUUUCAAGAGGGUGCUCUUGAGCCUGGUGACCAAAGGGCUCCUGCAAAAGCUGAAAGGCACCGGGGCUUCAGGCUCCUUUGGGAUCGGCAAGGAGCUGGCCAAGAAGAUGGGCACAGGGCACAGGAAGAAAAAGGCACCCAAUAAACGAGGGAGGCCCCUCAAGGGUGGCAUAGCAGCCACAAGCCUGGCUGAAAGAGGGCAGCUGCUGACGAUGGAUCUUCUAAGGAAGCCAAGCCAUCAGCCAGCCACGCUGGGCAGCAGCCAGCCAACGCUUGAAGGAUAG
Messenger RNA from Caretta caretta (loggerhead turtle), 1360 nucleotides. RefSeq lists its product as uncharacterized. NCBI's taxonomy places the organism in Eukaryota, Metazoa, Chordata, Testudines, Cheloniidae. The record is from RefSeq and is a predicted model, not a curated record. Gene Ontology annotation, molecular function: structural constituent of chromatin; DNA binding. Gene Ontology annotation, cellular component: nucleosome. Gene Ontology annotation, biological process: nucleosome assembly.